Chlorocebus sabaeus (green monkey) is the source of this 2005-nucleotide messenger RNA. NCBI's taxonomy places the organism in Eukaryota, Metazoa, Chordata, Mammalia, Primates, Cercopithecidae. The record is from RefSeq and is a predicted model, not a curated record.
AUGGGCUUCCCGGAUGCCGGGUCCUCCGGGCACUCGGGGGCGCGGAGCAGCGCGUGUCCUCCUCGAGAAAGUCCCAGCCGCGGAAGGCGAGACCGAAAUCCAAAAUCCGAGUGGCGCUCCGAGCAACAGCCGCCGCCGCCGCUCCGAGGAUCUGGGGGUGAAACGGAAGCGGGAGCGCGAAGUCUGCGCCUCGUGGCCGGGGUCCCGGGGCGGGCGGGCGACGGGGCGGCUAGGGCCGCGGCCCCCGGGGAGGGCGUGGUGAGUGGGGGCGGAGUUGGGGCUGGGGCGGGGCUCCCGCACCUCGGUGACGUGGCCGGGUGGCUGCUGCCGGGGACCCGCGAGCCCACCCCCCGGCCCCAGGCAGAACCCGUUUCCCCGAGGCGCGCCCGCCCGAGCCGUGACGUGACGCGGCGUCCCCGGCUGCGCCCGCGCGCGCUCGGGGAUGCGGUGAGUCAGCAGCUCGGGCGCGCCCUCUGCCGAGCCCGCCUGGGAGCGCCGCCCGGAGUCCCGGGGAGGGGGCGCCGCGCUGCCCCUGGCAGGGGAGGAGGACGACGGGGCUGCGCGCGGGGGAGGAAUCCCGAUCAGGGACGAAAGACUAGUCGAGAGACUGGGACCGCGUGGCUGGGAAACGCAGGCCGGAAUGGCAACCAGUUCAAGGUCCCGCCCCUUACUCACCGUGCACGGCCGGUCCUGCGUCUCAAGUGCUGCGAGUACCCUCGUCCGGGACUGAAUGCGCGCUGGCCGGGCCGGUCUGGGCCAAGCGGGCGGCCCCCAGCCUUUAUCCGCGCCGCCUUCCCUCGGGGUGGAGUUUGGGCGGGCAGGGGGGCGGGGGGCCGGGCGGGCGGUGACGCAGACUGGCCCCCGCCCCUGCCUGCCGGCCCGGGCCCUGGGGCGCCUUGGCGGCUGGGCCACCCCGUACCCAGGCUUGGCGCAGUUCAUGGGGGGACGCCCCUUGAAUGCCCCGAUACAGGGGUCUCGGCCUGCCUUGCCACGGGCUCGGAUGCACCCCGAAUCGUCACCGGGACAGGGUUUCGGGGUGUACAGUGCGACUCCCUGCCCCGCCCCCUUCCUGCCGCCCCAGGCCUGGUGCUUCCGCCUGGGGGCGCCCGCGUAGGGGGGACGGGAAGAGGGGCCUGAGUCAGCGGCCGUCGUCCAGGAAAACAGGCUGGAGUCACCUGCCGUGGAGUGGGGGUGCCCUGGCCAGCCCUGGCCUCCUGCAUCUGUCAAUGGUGACCUCAGAGGGCAUUUAUGGAGCGAUUAGCCAGUGCCAGGCCUGCCUUGUGCCCAGCCAGUCACCAGCCGGCUAUGCCGUGACCUCGGGAGGUAACUGGCCUCUCCCAGCCUCAGCUUCUCCAGGGUGGGUGGGAGUGUGGUGAGGGGAUGCAGCAGGCUCACUCUGGGGUCAUCACCCCCCCAUUAAUGUAGGACAUGCACUGGUUCCCAGCCUCUGGGGUGGGCAUUACCCCAUUUUACAGAUGAAGAAACUGAGGCCACAGCCGAUGAGACAGGAAUGUGGUGUGCAUCUUACCCUUCCCAGUCGGCUUUUUGAGGAUGGCCCUGGUUGAGGUGGGUCCCUGUCUGCCCCUCUAUCCAGAGAAGGGGACCCCGUCCCCACUGGAGCACCUCCUGUCCACUUAUCUGGCUCCUCCCUUUAUCUGGCCUGACCACCUCCACCCCCACCCUGGCCAUGGGCGCUUCUCCCAGGGCUGCGCUCUGCUUCAGGUCUCCUUCCGGCUGCCACCCAUGCUCCCGGCAGCUGUGGCCCCCACCUUGACAGGCACACCCAACCCCGCAGGGUCAGGGCUAGGCCAGAGAGGGAGAGGCUGGGAUAACCCUUGGAAGGGGGUCACCGGGGCUGGGGUUUGAGGAAUGAGUAGCAGUUUGUCACAUAAAAAAGAUGAUGUGGCCAGGUGCGGUGGCCCACGCCUGUAAUCCCAGCACUUUGGGAGGCUGGGGCAGGUGGAUCACGAGCUCAAGAGAUCGAGACCAGCCCGGCUAACAUGGU